Molecule: messenger RNA, 2742 nt
Organism: Hirsutella rhossiliensis
Lineage: Eukaryota; Fungi; Ascomycota; Sordariomycetes; Hypocreales; Ophiocordycipitaceae
Product: Uso1/p115-like vesicle tethering protein
Exons: 7
Coding region: 1-2742 (913 amino acids)
Biological process (GO): intracellular protein transport; vesicle fusion with Golgi apparatus; endoplasmic reticulum to Golgi vesicle-mediated transport
Cellular component (GO): Golgi membrane; ER to Golgi transport vesicle membrane; endoplasmic reticulum
Source: RefSeq, a predicted model, not a curated record
AUGUUUUCUAUUGCUUCGGCGCCGGCAAAGCAGUCUGUCAGCGAUACCAUCAACGUUCUCAGCGGCCGCCUCAAUUCUGCAGCCCUACUUGAGGAUCGCCGCGCGGCCAUCCUGGGUCUCAGGAGCUUUGCCAAAGACUUUCCAGCCUCCGUUGCGUCUGGUGCCCUGAGAAGCCUGAUUGGGAGCUUGGCAGACGAUGGCGAGGAUGUCGAUACGGUCAAGGUCGUGCUCGAGACCCUGCUGAUGCUAUUCAACCCAAACGACGACAGCCCCGAAGCCUCGGACGAGAUAGUACUGUGGCUCGCCGACGAGUUCACUCAACACCAUUCGAAUACCCUGCUGCUGCUGGGUUUCCUUGAGUCGACCGACUUUUACUCCCGCUUGUACUCCCUCCAGCUUCUCGCCGCAAUACUCUCAGCUCGCACUCAGCGUACUGAGGAAUGCGUGCUCAACGCGCCCCUGGGCAUCUCCCGCCUUGUGGCUGUUCUCGGCGACGCUCGGGAAGCUAUCCGCAACGAGGCCCUUAGCUUGUUGAUUGGCCUGACGCCGACAUCUGAGGAAUUGCAGAAGCUAGUCGCGUUCGAGAAUGCGUUCGAGAGACUCUUUGACAUCGUCGACGCCGAGGGCUCGCUUACCGAAGGGGGCAGAACCGUGGAGGACUGCCUCAUCCUCAUGGCCAAUCUCCUCCGCCGCAAUGCGUCCAAUCAGUCUCUUUUUCGAGAAUCAGAUUGCAUGAACCACCUGGCAAAUCUCUUGAAGAUGGCCUUGGAGACUCAGGCUCCGGAGGGUAACAUCGCCGCAUGGGCCGAGGUACAGCGCAAUCGGAAUAUAUAUGCCUUUCUUGCCGUGAUACGACUCUUCCUACAUUCCGAGCCAGCGGGCGCAUCGCUGAACCAAAUGGCCUUCUGGAAGCACGGGCUGGUCUUUCAUGUCCUACAACUAGCUUUUACGCGCGAGAUGGGGCAUGUGCCCGUUAGAGCAGAGGCUCUUCUCACCUGUGGUGACAUGAUUCGCGAUGCACCGGUUCUUCAAGAGGACUUCGCCCGGUUCACCGUUCCCCCUCCCCUAGAGACACCUGCUACUGCAGUAGGCACGCGCAAUGGGGUCAGCACCGUCUACGUUAUCGACGGGCUCUUGGACUUGGUCUUGAACACUCAUGACCCGCUCACGUUCGAUCUCCGAUUUGCAGCUUGCGAGUGCCUCAAGUCAUAUCUCUCGAACCACUCAGAAGUGAGGCUACACUUUCUGAGUAGAGCCAUCGAUGGCUACCGGCAAGGGACCGACGAAUCCGCGAACAUCUUGACUGUUCUCAUGAGACCAGACAGCGGCGCCAGUGCCAGCGAACCAUAUCGCCAAUGGUUUGCUGCGGUCAUUGCCUUUCAACUGUUGCACGAAAAUGCCCCGGCCAAGGCCAAGGCCCUGGAACUGAGCGAAGGAGACUCGGAAAAGGGUGAAGAGGUUGUCACUAGCAUCCAGACCAUUACGGCGCACUUGAUAUAUGGCAUGGGCCGCAGCGACGACCCUCGCUCGCUGGUCGGAUACAUGAUGCUCCUCCUGAGCUGGCUGUUUGAAGACCUAGACGCGGUCAACGACUUCCUGGCGGAAGGGAGCUUGUGCGCGAUGCUGCUCGGUGUGGCGUACGAGUUCUCGACCAAAGACUCCCCUAUCCCGCGGACCAAGCUUCAUUCAAUUCUCACUUCCCGACUGGGUCGCGACAAAUACAUAGACCGGCUCAAGAGGUUGCGCGGCCAUCCGCUCGUACGGGACUUUGAGGUGAUGGCUCAGAAAGCCGAUCCCUCCUCGUCCAGCGGGCUUCCUGAUGUAUAUUUCGAUGCCGACUUUGUCGAGUUUUUGAAGGAUAAUUACAGUCGAAUAACACGAGCAAUCGACAGGGCACCGGAACUGGAAAUAUCGGUCAUCACGAACGGUACCCAGAAAGGGAUAUCAAGGGAGCUGGUUGACUCGCUGCGACAGCAGAUAGAGGACAAGGAUCGAGCGCUUCAUGACACGAUGGAAAGAAUAACGUCCCUGGAAGAGCGGCUUGGCCAAGAACGGAUAGAGCACCGACGGGCAACCGAAGCUGCUGCCCAUGAGCUUUGGAGGGCCCAAGAUACAUACGAAAGUUUGCAGAAGGCCCACGAGGCAAAACUACGCGAGCUGCAGAGCCAACAGUUGGACAAGGAAAAGGAUCUGGAAAGAUGCAUCACGUCCAUGCGCGGAGACCUCGCUACUAAAGAAGCCGAUUAUCAGAACGACUUGGCUCAGACACGCAAAGCGGCUCAAGCAGAGUUGGAACGCGUGCGGCUGCAGUCGGAGACCGAGGCGGGGGACCUACGAGCAGCGAUCAGCCAACUCGAGGCGAAAUUGACAACGGUGAAUAAGGAAAAGGAUGAUGAAAUCAAAACCCUACGGGAGGAGCAGUCCAGACUACUAGCAGAACAUGCUUCCAAAAGAGGGGACGAUAAACGAAGCCAGAAAUUGGAGUCACAACUUGAUCAAGCGAGGACGACGAUGGCGGAGAUGAAGCAAAAGGUCGAGAUAGUUGAGUCGAAGAGGCUGGAGGCGAUCAAGUCCCAGGAAGCCGCUCAGUCGGAACUGGAUGACCUGCUGAUAGUAUUCGGCGACUUGGAAGACAGAUUGGCGAAAUACGAAGCUCGUCUCCGAUAUUUAGGGGAAACCGUGUCUGACGGGGAGGAGGACCCAGGGGAGAGCCAAGGCGGUUCAGGUGACGACGUCGAUUGA